Dioscorea cayenensis subsp. rotundata (Guinea yam) is the source of this 1188-nucleotide messenger RNA. RefSeq lists its product as uncharacterized. The transcript has 2 exons. Gene Ontology annotation, molecular function: catalytic activity. The record is from RefSeq and is a predicted model, not a curated record. NCBI's taxonomy places the organism in Eukaryota, Viridiplantae, Streptophyta, Magnoliopsida, Dioscoreales, Dioscoreaceae. Bases 1 to 1188 code for a protein of 395 amino acids.
AUGAGGGGAGACUAUUGCAUAUCUAUUGACUUUUACUCUAAAAGGGGCAAUCUUUCCUGGCGUUGUACUUCGGUUUAUGGACCGAAUGCACGACAUCUUAAGCGCGCCUUCUUGGAAGAGAUCAAAAGUUGUUGUGGCAAUCCGGAAGUUCCAUGGGUUAUUUGUGGGGACUUUAAUAAUGCUAUUUUUCCUUGGGAUGAUAAGCGGGGUGGGAAUCCAAACUUAGUGAACUUAGCGGACAUUCAUGAGGCUACUACUUUUUUGCAAGACCUUUGUCUUCACGAGCCCCCGGCAUUCAGGAGAAGGUUUACUUGGACCAAUGGGCAAGCUAGCCCUAUUUGGGUCAAGUUAGAUCGGUUUAUUGUUAAUAGAGCGUGCUCUGAUAUUUUCCCUAAGAUGAUUCAAAAGUGCCUUCCGAGGUUAGGUUUGGAUCAUGUCCCAAUCAGGCUGGAGGGCUGUGGUGCCUUUGUUUUGGCUAAAAAACUUGCUUGGCUUCGGGAUAAACUCCGUAGAUGGUCCAAGGAGAGCUUUGGUUCCAUCAAACUUCGGAAGCUAUCGUUGUUGCAUGAAUUAGAACUGUUAGAUGUCAUUAAAAAAUCAAGAGAACUUACCUCUCUUGAAUUUCAUCAGGAGCGUACGUUGUUUGAGAAUUUAGCGGAUAUUCGGAGGCAAGAGGAAGUGUACUGGAAGCAAAGGUCCCGGUUACAUUGGCUGAAGGAAGAGGAUGAAAACACUAAGUAUUUUCACUCGGUUGCGAAUGGGAGGAAAAAUAUUAAUUUCAUCCCUUCCAUCAAAGUUGGAAACGUUGCCAUCACCACUAUUAAGGAUAUUGGUAAAAUCUUUGAACAACAAUUCAGGGCGCUUUUUGGUCAGAAAAGGACAUUUCGCUUCAAGGUAGACCUGUGCAACUUCUUGAAAGAUAAAGUGCCCGUGGAUCUGUCCCUCCUUGAGCGUCCUUUCACACGGGAGGAAGUGAAGAGGGCGGUCUUUGACCUUGGGAGCGACAAAGCUCCGGGACCUGAUGGUUUUCCUAUGCUUUUCUUCAAAACCUACUGGGAGAUUGUGAAAGGGGAGAUUUUUCAACUGUGUGAGGAUUUCUAUUCUGGUAAGACGAAUUUGGAAAGAAUUAAUUGGGCAUGUAUUGCUCUCAUACCUAAGGUCUCGAGCCCGUCUUCACCUGGGAUAUAG